AUGGCCACGGCGAUACACGUGCCAAGAGACCAGUCGCAGCAAAAACUCCCAUUACCUUCUCAGCAGCAGCAGCCACAGUGCACCAUGGUCACCAUGCAGCAACAAAUGGACGAUGACAUGCUCAUCGAUCCGCGCAUGGCUCUGCCCCUAUACGGCAUCAAGUCGACAGACAAGGAUGCCGCCAGCGACUCCCCGAGCCAGUUCAUGAUGACCCCGCGCAUGUUCGCCUCGGACAAUGACGACGCUUUUGACAACACCGUCGACUUCCUGUUGCAAGACGCUGCUGAAGCCGCCGACACGGGAGGCAGCCUUGAAACGGCGGCACCGCACAUCAUAUCGCCACCCGAAACCGUAUCUCACAGCACACCCCCUUCGGAAGUGGCGCCCGCAGAAGCCGCGGCACCCUCCUCCAAGAAGACGUCGACUUCAUCGUCAUCAGCGACGCCGACGACAAGGGCGAGUAAACGAAAGCGCACUCGCGCCGCAACCGCCGCCGACAGCGACAACGGUGGCAACAACAAGCGCGCAGCUCAGCAAUCGGCCUCUGCCUCUACAACGUCGGCAACGCCCAAGCGAGGGUCCGAGUCGCGAGGCGGGGACGCCAAACGCACGCACUGCCUCGAGCGCAACCGCAUCGCCGCCAGCAAAUGCCGCGAGAAGAAGAAGCAGUGGGUGCACGACCUCGAGGCGCGCAAGUCGGAGCUCGAGGCCCAGCACGCGGGCCUGCACGCCGAGUUGGCGAGUCUCACCGAUGAGGUGACGCAGAUCAAGAACUACCUAAUGGACCACGCCAGCUGUGGCGAUGCCAAUAUCGACCUAUGGAUUGAGAAUGAGGCGCUGCGCUUUGUCCAUCGCAGCGUCAACGGGCCAGCCCAGUCGCAACCGCAGCAACAAGUCGAUGUCGGCGCGAGCCGCCACUCCAGCAUCGGCAGUCUGGCCUCUACGGCAAUUCACAGCCGCAAUGACUCCAUCGGGCAAGCAUCCACGGCGCAAACGGACGAGUCGAGUCUCCCAUCGCCGAUACUCAAGACGGAGCCCAUCAACUACGACUACAUGCCCGAGGAGAUGUUCCAGGACGCGACUUGA
Molecule: messenger RNA, 1086 nt
Organism: Purpureocillium takamizusanense
Lineage: Eukaryota; Fungi; Ascomycota; Sordariomycetes; Hypocreales; Ophiocordycipitaceae
Exons: 2
Coding region: 1-1086 (361 amino acids)
Biological process (GO): regulation of transcription by RNA polymerase II
Molecular function (GO): DNA-binding transcription factor activity, RNA polymerase II-specific; RNA polymerase II cis-regulatory region sequence-specific DNA binding
Source: RefSeq, a predicted model, not a curated record